AUUGAACGUCGUGAAUGUGAUUCUACUUUGGUCAUGCGAUUUAUUUCGGGGUUUGAAUAAAUAUUAAAAGUGACAGUUUGUGUCUGAGCUAUAUAGGAAAAUAACGAGUAAAUGUUACAAUAAUCGACGCAUUAGUAACGUUAAGAAAGAAAACCAUAUGUUAGCAUUUUUAUUUACUUUUUGUUUUGAAAUGGCUGUUUGUGCCACUUAAACUAAGCAUGGACUUUAUGUUAUGUUGAAAAAAUGCACAAGUCUGGUGUGGUAAAGCCAUGUAAGGACGCAAGGAAAAUCAUAAAUCCGCAGACGACAGCAAUCGGGAAAUGCUUUCCAUUAAACUCCCAGCCACAGCGUAUCGAAUUGCGCAGUUUUCCCAAAUGCGGCCAGCGGUGCUGCGAAGUCCACCUUUUACUGGCUCAACCUCCCAAUACCACCGGACUUCCCUUUUAUCACCUUGAAUAACAAAAAGAGACUCUGUUGUUAAGGGGGAAAAUGUCUCUGCUUUUUCAAAUGUCUUGGGUUACAAGUGGGUGUUUGAAAGCGCCUUCACUAUCAAUGUAUUGGGCGUGUGUUUGAACUGGAAUCCCUGUAUAUGAUUUUCUUACGCAGGUCCGGGAAGGGAGGAGGACGGGGAGGAUGGAUGGAAGGGGAAAGUGGUACAGUGACUGGCAGGUAGCGAAGCGGAAAAGCAGCAAUGCACAUAGCUUUGAUCAAUCCAGAAUCGUACUUUUAGUCUUGAGACGUGGACUGGUUGGAGAAACGGUGAUCAAGGCGAGACCGACCUAAAGGCGGGUUGGGGGCGGAAGCUGCUGUGCGUCUGGCUCACGAAAAGGCUUCAACAGCAUCUGCAGUGGAGCAGAGCAACUAGACCCCACUCCCAAAUAAACAAAUAAUUACGAUGAUAAAAAUAUAAACGACUGGAAGGUAAUUCCGAUGUUCAGGAGAUAAUAUGUGCUUUUCGUAUAGUUGAUGUUUUCCAAGGAGAAAAGCAGGGGAAUCAUCUUUUUGUUUAGUUUUGCUUUGUUUUUUAACUCCAUGCCCGCCGGCGAACAGCAGCCAGACGAGCCGGGAGUAAUGUGACUGUCAUCGCUCCUGCACGACAUUCCGCUCUUCAUUUUUUACCGUAACCAGCCUGGACCUAAACUAUUUCAAUGUAUUUAUUUCUUGUUAUCUUUCUAAUCCACCCUUCCUUUUACUUUUGAAGAGGAUCCGGCGUUUCAUGACUUUGCCCCAGUUGAGAAGACCAUCCCCAGCACGCCGAAACCCCCCGCGAUCUCCUCCCCUCGAUCGUUGACUGCGCUCCGACAGCGGCUGCCAGCGGCGGCAGUCCUUCGACUUAACCCCGACGGAACCGCUCUCAUUAACCGGCCGCAUCGAGAGGCGAUCCGGUUUCUCGUGUUGCGGACCCUAAAGGCGCAGGACUCCGGACGGGUACUCACUGCCAACGAAGGGCUCCGGCGUUCGCGGCUUGCCGGCGCGCCGAACCUCGGCUCGCUCGCGGUCAUGAGCCGCAGAGGACUGUUAGCUUAGCCUAGCCUAGCCUAGACAGCCACUAGGAAACACGGUCUUAGAAUAGCCUAGCCUAGCCGUCAGGAAACGCAAGGCAUCGGCGAAGAUAACCGGUGUGCGGCGCUGAGCGCACACUGACACUUAUUUACAUCACAUUGAACUCAUACAUGAACAGAGACAACAAUUCGUAUCUAGACGAAUAAGUUUCGGCGGCGACUAGGCGUUGUGUGUGUAUACAUUGUUUUUUUCCGGCGCGGCAUGGCGGAGAACAGCCGGCAGAAACACGGGGACGGCGGCGGCGGCAGCCCAGGCUCCAGCCCGCUGCCGGGGCGCAGGAAGGCGCAGCAGUCCCCGGGAGCCCGAGCGCGGUGCCGGCUGGCCGGACCGGGACACAGCUUCAGGAGGGUGACCCUGACCAAGCCCACCUUCUGCCACCACUGCAGCGACUUCAUAUGGGGGCUGGUCGGCUUCCUGUGCGAAGUGUGCAACUUCAUGUCCCAUGAGAAGUGCCUAAAGCUGGUGAAGGCUGCAUGUUCCUGCAUGGCGCCCUCUCUGGUGCGGGUCCCGGUCGCACACUGCUUCGGUCCGUCGGGACACAAGAAGAGGUUCUGCUGCGUGUGCCGCAAGUCCCUGGAGGGCAGCCCCGGCCUGCGAUGCGAGGUGUGUGAGCUGCACGUCCAUGCUGACUGCGCCCCGUUCAGCUGCAGCGACUGCCGCCUCUGUCACCAGGAUGGGAGCCUGGACUACGACAUAUACCAGCAUCACUGGCGGGAGGGGAACCUAUCGUCGGGGGCACGCUGCGAGGUGUGUCGUCGGACCUGCGGCUCAUCAGACGUCCUGGUGGGCGUGCGCUGCGAGUGGUGCGGGAUCACGGCACACGCUUCCUGCUACGUGGUCCUGCCCCCCGACUGCAGCCUGGGUCGUCUGCACAAUAUGAUUCUGCACCCCAGCUGCGUGCGCAUCUGCUCACGCAACUUCAGCAAGCUGCACUGCUUCCGGAUCUCCGAAAGCCCUCAGGCCGAGCUGGAUUGCACUGACGAUGUCGAUACCCCAAGUGUGGUAGCGGCCAGUAAGGAGAACCAGUCAUCGUCAUCGCCGGAUUCAGGGAAACAGUCGCUGAAGGUGUUCGACGGCGACGAUGCCCUCAAACGCAACCAGUAUCGCCUGGUCAGCAUCCCCCGCAUCACCAAAAACGAGGAGGUGGUGGAGGCAGCUCUGCGCGCAUUCUACAUUCCGGAGGAGCCGCAGGACUACGAGCUGCAGGUGUAUGGCCAGCAGGCCCUGGUCAGCGAUGACAUCAUCAACCGCAACGGCACUCCCGACAACAAGUCCGUCUUCAAGGACUGCGUCCCAGAGGUGUGGGUCUUGAGGGCCAAGCCCAAAGAGACGGACGUGCUGAAAAUCUACGCGGGUUGGCUAAAGGUGGGUGUGGCCUACAUCUCAAUCACCUUAUCCAAGAGCAGCACUGUAGACGCCGUCAUCCGAGAGGUCCUGACCCAACUGGGCAAGCAGAAUGAAAACCCCGCUGGAUUCAACUUGGUGGAGGUAUUCAUGGGAAGUAAACAAGUGCAACGGCAAGUUCUGACUGGCCAGGAACUUCUACUUGAUAAAGUUCAACAGAUCAGGAAGACGUCCCUGAGGCAGAUGAACCAGACACGUUUCUACAUCGUGGAGCACCGGAACUCUGUAGUGCAGGUGAACCUGCUGCUUGGGGGUUUUCCUACACAGCUCAUCCGGGAGGACUACGCAGACCUGUUACGGGAGCACCUGGCCACCAAAAGUCACUUGGUUACUGUCACCCAUGUUUAUUCUGAACAAGGGGUCGUGGUCCUGCAGAUCACCUGUUUCUCUGAAGCGGAGAGGAUCUACAUGUUGGCCAAAGACACCACAAUCAACGGCAAGCAGCUCUACUCCCUGGUGAUUCCCGAGAUUAUGCAUGAGAAGUUACCACAAGGGUGCUGUCCUCUCCUGGUUUUCGUCAACCCCAAGAGCGGAGGAUUGAAAGGACGCGAGAUACUGUAUAAUUUCCGGAAACUUCUUAACCCACACCAGGUGUUUGAGCUAACUAGUGCUGGACCUCUUCCUGGGCUGCACACCUUUCGGGAGCUUACCCACUUCCGAAUCUUGGUAUGUGGAGGUGAUGGGACAAUGGGCUGGGUGCUGGGGGUGCUGGAGGAGGUGCGCCACAGACUGGCCUGUCCGGAGCCCGCCAUCGGCAUCAUCCCACUGGGCACAGGAAAUGACCUGUCUCGGGUACUCCGCUGGGGUGCUGGCUAUAGUGGGGAGGACCCUUAUGGUGUCCUGGUGGCCGUGGACGAGGCGGAGGAGGUCCAGAUGGACCGCUGGACCAUCCUGUUGGACGCGCAGGAGAUGUCAGAUGAAGAUAGGGGGACCGGCAUUUUGGAGCCCCCUAAGAUUGUGCAGAUGAACAACUACUGUGGCCUGGGCAUUGACGCCGAGCUGAGCCUGGACUUUCAUCAGGCCCGUGAGGAGGAGCCUGGCAAGUUUAACAGCAGGUUACACAACAAGGGCGUCUACGUGAAGGUGGGCCUGCAGAAGCUCAGCCACACCCGUAACUUCCGCAGGGACAUCAAGCUGCAGGUGGACAAACAGGACGUGGAGCUGCCCAACAUAGAAGGCCUCAUCUUCCUGAACAUCCCCAGCUGGGGCUCCGGUGCAGACCUGUGGGGCUCCGACAGUGACUCCCGUUUCGAAAAACCCCGCUACGACGACGGCAUGCUGGAGGUGGUGGGCGUGAACGGUGUGGUGCACAUGGGUCAGGUGCAAAGUGGGCUUCGCUCCGGCAUCCGCAUUGCCCAGGGCACCUACAUCCGAAUCACGGUGACCAAGCCCAUCCCCGUGCAGGUAGACGGGGAGCCCUGGAUCCAGGCUCCAGGACACAUCAUCAUCUCAGCAGCCGGGCCCAAGGUACGCCUGCUCAAGAAGACCAAGAACAAGCAGAAGAAACAGUCGGGCAGUUUGAAGGAGAACCCGACAUCCAGUGAAAGGGAACACUGACCUCCCCCCCCCCUCCCCCCAACACCAGGGGUUCCACAUUUAGACUUGAAGCUCAUUGGUCGUGAAUAUCACAGCUGGACAUACAGAUGCAAGGUGGCGAUCGCUCCGGCCUUCCCAAGUACAGGGGAUUCCUGGAACAUACGGGAGUGUCAGGGUCCAGUGACUGCUUGGAUGCAGUUUCGUCAGAACUUUCAUGUACUCAGACUCGUUCACAAUUCUUGGACCAUGCUGACCACAUGCGGUUGGGGUCUUGGGUAUGACUCAAACAUAAAUUGGCAGGACCGGCUCCAGUACCACAAACGUGAUGUACCGAACACCUUGACAAAGUUUACCAUUAAGCUGAAGUAAGUUAUUGGAUGGGAAUGCGGACCACUGCCUGUUGCCACAAGGUCGUCACGUCCAUGAGAAUCAAGCUGAAUUCUUUUCUUGGGCUUACCUAUGUGGCUUGCUUUGACUGAUUUUGAGGAUCGGCUCUGGUGAUAUGAACGGGUCAUAACGAGUCUCAGACAGGUGAUGGGUCACUUCCCCCGGUGUCAGAUAGUAGAAACCAGUGGUGUGCAAUGACAAUGAGCAAUCACUCUGUUAUCGAGACCAGACAAAUCCUUUCCAGAGAUACUCCGUUUGUGUAUUUUGGCGUGUUAUAGACAAAUGUCUGGUGCUUUUUGUACACUGACAGGCAUGCCCACCGAAAGGAAUGCCUGUCUGAUUUCAGAGCUGUAGUUCACCAGAUGAGCACAUAAAGAUUGUAUUAGUACCUUUUUUAGUCUUCAGACUUUCACUGUGAUGUUUCACUGUCUGUUACAUACAGUGUUUCAAGUGGCUUCGAUUUGAAGUGGUCCUGAGUUUGCCGUAUCAAUUAAUUAACAGGCUUCCUUCUCUUUCCAUGGAGGUAACUGUAUUUUAAAUAGUACUGUGUGUCCUUUCGGAAUAUUUAAUUCGGUGUUAACUUAUGCGUGUAACGGCUGUGUGUAUCGUGUUCUCAUCAGUAUCUGCAUCUCUCUCCAACGACGGAUAGCUGUCCGGUGGAUGUUCGGAUGCUCCUGAGGUUAUCAGUUAGAGUUUGGAAGAGGCACAGACCAAAAGAUGCAGAGAUGUACUGCUUUUGUGGGGGGGCGGGAAGUAUUCGCAUCCAUCUUUACAGACAAACGUGGGGGGAAAAAACUAGACGUAUUCCCUAAAAAAACGGGCAAACCCAUGAGUCUGAGACCUGAUUUUUCCUAAAUCAUUUUGCCGUGUUUAACGCGAGUGCAACUCCACAAGCAGGUGGCCUUAGGAGCUUAACGCAGAAAGUUAGAGGACCAAUGCUCAAACAUUCCUAGAUGUGACUCGUGCUAUAUUUGCAUGUGUAGACCAAAGUGCGGUGCGUAAGUACUUCAGUACUCUGUCGUCGACUGUUUGUGAGACGCUUCCUACUUAGGAAGAGCGACCUCGUAAAACGGUAGCGUUACAAAAAAACGUUGCUUCUACGUGACGGAAAUAUCAUGAGAGCGAUGUGCUGGCUGGUCAGUGAUCGAAGCGAUCAUGAAUGUACCGAUCUGCUGCCCUAGGUCAUCUACCUCCUUAAGCUGAUCACUCCUGAAUAGUGUCUCUGUCAUAGUAUUUGUCCAGUUAAUUUGGUUUCAUCUGCAAAUGUCUCAUAAUUUGUUAUACAUAAAGUCAUACAUGCAUUCACACCUGUAUGUAUGUUCAUAGUUAUAUAAAGAAAAGGGUGAAGGACAUGUUUGCCCUGGUAGGAUUCCUGAAGUGCCAACGGACUGACCAAGGUUAAAGGUCAAAUGUUGGUGGUUUUAAGUGUUGAUUGGCUAAUGAGACCAAGCGACCUUUUCGCCCCAAAAAGGCCCAUCCCAUUCUGCUUCCACUCAGCCCGAGUGCGGCCUUCCCUCAGUGAUGCCUCCGCUCGGCACCGCCCGCCUGCCCCCAUCUUCUUCCAGAUCUGGAACAUGACCAUUGCAGAAAGGCGGUCAGUGGGGGGCGUGGCCUGACCUCACAGGACACGGUCGUAGGUUCGGUGACCGAAGUAAAUCCGCGUGCCUCUUGCUCGUGACUUUCCUUGCUACUCUUCUGUAUCUUCGUUUUCAUUGUAGGCAGUAUUUCUGUAUUCUUUGGAGUUCAAUUUAGUGUCCAAAUGUCUGUAUAUUUUUGAAGAGUUUUUUUUUUUUAACCGUAAAGAAAAUUGCACUGACUGUAAUGUUUUACAAUAACAUGAAUGUCGAAAUAACUAUAUAAAUUAGAUUAACGUACAUGUUAAAAGGUUAUAUAUAUAUAUAUAUAUAUAUAUUUAUAUAUGUUAAAAUUAUUAGCACAGUUUGUACUGUCUCAUUGUGCUUGUGUACUUGGGCCAGAAGGUUAUUGUUUGUCAGACUGCAGUUUGGAGAACAAAUGAUGUUAGGUGGUUCCACUUAGCAUGUCGUCUGCAGGCUGGUAUUUGCAUUGCAUGACUGCGCUCGCAAUAACAAAUACAAUGACCAACAAACAUAAUCUAGGAUAAAUAAAGUGUUUGAAAAUGAAA
Messenger RNA from Brienomyrus brachyistius, 7033 nucleotides. Its product is annotated as diacylglycerol kinase theta. Gene Ontology annotation, biological process: diacylglycerol metabolic process; intracellular signal transduction; lipid phosphorylation. Bases 1765 to 4524 code for a protein of 919 amino acids. The record is from RefSeq and is a predicted model, not a curated record. NCBI's taxonomy places the organism in Eukaryota, Metazoa, Chordata, Actinopteri, Osteoglossiformes, Mormyridae. Gene Ontology annotation, molecular function: ATP-dependent diacylglycerol kinase activity. The transcript has 23 exons.